GUCCCUUUGAACAUCCGUUUGCUUUUGGAAUUUCAUUUUGUCAUCAUAAACUGUAUCUGCUUAAUUAUCCCAUUAAAACUUCAUUCGAAAACAAGUCGAAAUAGAAAUGAAGUGUAUCUUUUUCUCGGCAUUUUUCCUGCCGCUGACCCUUGUACGGACACUCCCCCUCUCAAUUCAGGAGGACCCCCAUGCUGAUCUGUUUGUGGCAUGGAAAGAACAACACCAGAAGGAAUACUUGUCUGGAGUUGAAGAAGUGUCCAGGUUCAAUAUCUGGAAAGACAACAUGCGAAAGGUGAUGUUGCAAAACAUGCAGCAUGAUCUGGGACUGUCUACUUUCACGAUGGAGAUGAACGAGUUCGCAGACAUGACUGCGGAUGAGUUUGGGGCUCAGCGACUGGGAAUGAGGAAAAGGCUCAAGGCCACAGUUCCCGAAUACAGCUCAGAAUCCUCGCACGAGGAUGACUCAUCUGUGCCAGCCAGUGUGGACUGGAGGGACCAGGGGUGGGUGACUCCAGUGAAGAACCAGGGACAGUGUGGAUCCUGCUGGUCAUUCUCCACCACUGGAGGGUUGGAGGGACAGAACAUGAACGCCACAGGGAAGUUGAUCGGUUUGAGUGAGCAGCAGUUGGUGGAUUGUGAUCACACAGAUGGAGGCUGUAAUGGGGGAGACAUGGGAACUGCUCUGACUUGGCUGGCCAGGAAUGGGGGAUCUAUUGCAGAGGCAGACUACAGAUAUGUGUCAGGAAUCACCGAGCGCCGUGGCACUUGCAAUGAAGAAGGCAAGAAGAAAAUUGUGAAGGUCUCCCACCACGUUCAACUGCCCCGAGGAAACGAGAAUCUACUCAAGGAAACUGUGGCGACUGUUGGACCCUGCUCCAUUGCCAUCGACGCAAGUCACUCUAGCUUCCAACUGUACAAGGACGGAAUAUACGACCCCGCUGCAUGCAGUCAAUACUCACUCGAUCACGCUGUUCUAGUAGUCGGCUACGGAGGCUCCGGCAACGAAGAAUUCUGGUGGGUCAAAAACAGCUGGGGUAAAAGUUGGGGGCUGAAGGGCUACAUCAAGAUGGCGAGAAACAAGAACAACAAAUGUGGGGUGGCCAGUGAAGCUAUUUACCCCGUUGUUGCCUAAACAGGGACCGAUUCAAACAGUAUUGGAAUUCAGAGAGUUAAGAAGCAGUGAUGAUAAACACUUUACUGAUUGAUUAAAAUCGAAAUAUGACUGAAAAUUUCAGUGUGACUUGAUGAUCAUUUAAAGAUAAUAAAGGUUUCAUAAUAAAUUUUAUAUCUUCGAAGCAACGAAAGUUAUUUGAAUUUAAA
Symsagittifera roscoffensis is the source of this 1320-nucleotide messenger RNA. Its product is annotated as procathepsin L-like. NCBI's taxonomy places the organism in Eukaryota, Metazoa, Xenacoelomorpha, Acoela, Convolutidae. The transcript has 8 exons. The coding region runs from base 107 to 1132 and encodes 341 amino acids. The record is from RefSeq and is a predicted model, not a curated record. Gene Ontology annotation, cellular component: lysosome. Gene Ontology annotation, molecular function: cysteine-type endopeptidase activity.